Manis javanica (Malayan pangolin) is the source of this 11689-nucleotide messenger RNA. RefSeq names its product solute carrier family 1 member 2 (gene SLC1A2). Gene Ontology annotation, molecular function: glutamate:sodium symporter activity; L-glutamate transmembrane transporter activity; neutral L-amino acid transmembrane transporter activity. Lineage: Eukaryota; Metazoa; Chordata; Mammalia; Pholidota; Manidae. The record is from RefSeq and is a predicted model, not a curated record. Gene Ontology annotation, biological process: L-glutamate import across plasma membrane; L-aspartate transmembrane transport. Gene Ontology annotation, cellular component: plasma membrane.
UGCCAACAUGCCCAAGCAGGUGGAAGUGCGGAUGCACGACAGCCACCUCAGCUCUGAGGAGCCGAAGCCACGGCAUCUGGGGCUGCGCCUGUGUGACAAGCUGGGGAAGAACCUGCUGCUCACGCUGACUGUGUUUGGUCUUGAAGAGGUAUGUUUUCACCUGUUGGAGGAAGUAAAGCAGAUCAGGCUUUAGGCCACAUUACUCUGCUCGCCUCCCUGGAGCCAACACCACAACCCAUAUGCCCAAGAGCCCACUCCCCUCUUACAGCCAGUGGUGCUGUGACCUGAUUUGUGGUUUCUGCGAGGAUUGUUUAUGUUGGCCCCUGUUUGGAGAGAUCCGGAGUUUGUCUUGCGGAAUCCCCGAGCAUGCGAAGUGAAAGGCUCCUGCCAGCAUCUCUGCUCAAAUUGUUUCCUCCCAAAGGGUAUAUUUUUUAGAGACCUUCCUUGAUGUUCUGUAAGAUCAGCAAGUCUAAAGCGUAUCAAAGAGGACAUGGAAAUCAAGGACAAAACUUCCAAAGAGUGAGCCAUGGGGAAAUUAUCAGAAGCUAAAGAAGCUAGAAGAAAAACGGAAGCUCAUACCAGCUCAAUCAUCAACUGUUCCCUUUAUUUGGUAACCAGUUGAAAAGAGAGUAAAUACUGUAAACACCAGGCCAGUUGCUAGGCCUGGGCUGGAAGGAGAAACAAUCUGGCUCUUUGGCUUAUUUCUAUGGAUCUUCUCUGACUCUACAAAUGGGCGAUACCCUCAAAUACGCAGGAGUCAAGUUGCCAUGUCAUACUUGCUGUAAAGCCUGAUAAGGCUCCCCUUGAUUCUUCCAGUAGUGCCUUUUAGGAGUUGGAAGUACAAAAUAUUUUCUCACAAGUAAUUAAAACCAACUUCACUUAUAUCUUGGUAAUUGUGUUGCAUGUUAUUCAUCUUCUGAUAAUGGAGAAGUAUAAAAAAUGGCGUCAUCCUGGGGGCAGUAUGUGGAGGGCUUCUUCGCUUGGCAUCUCCUAUCCACCCCGAUGUGGUUAUGUUAAUAGCCUUCCCAGGGGAUAUACUCAUGAGGAUGCUAAAAAUGCUAAUUCUUCCUCUAAUCAUCUCCAGUUUAAUCACAGGGUUGUCAGGCCUGGAUGCUAAAGCCAGUGGGCGCUUAGGCACCAGGGCCAUGGUGUAUUACAUGUCCACGACCAUCAUUGCCGCCGUGCUGGGGGUCAUCCUGGUCUUGGCUAUCCACCCAGGGAACCCCAAACUCAAGAAGCAGCUGGGGCCUGGGAAGAAGAAUGAUGAAGUGUCCAGCCUGGAUGCCUUCCUGGACCUUGUUCGAAAUCUCUUCCCUGAAAACCUUGUCCAAGCCUGUUUUCAACAGAUUCAAACUGUAACGAAGAAAGUCCUGGUGGAACCUCAGUCAGACGAGGAGGGCAAUGCCACCAAUGUUGUCAUGUCCCUGUUGAACGAGACUGUGACAGAGGCACCUGAGGAAACGAACGUGGUUAUCAAGAAAGGCCUGGAGUUCAAAGAUGGCAUGAAUGUCUUAGGUCUGAUAGGGUUUUUCAUCGCCUUUGGCAUCGCCAUGGGGAAGAUGGGAGAGCAGGCCAAGCUGAUGGUGGAGUUCUUCAACAUUUUGAAUGAGAUCGUAAUGAAGUUAGUGAUCAUGAUCAUGUGGUACUCUCCCCUGGGUAUUGCCUGCCUAAUUUGUGGAAAGAUCAUUGCCAUCAAGGACUUAGAAGUGGUUGCUAGGCAACUGGGGAUGUACAUGAUCACGGUGAUUGUGGGCCUCAUCAUCCAUGGGGGCAUCUUUCUCCCCUUGAUUUACUUUCUAGUGACCAGGAAAAACCCUUUCUCCUUUUUUGCUGGCAUUUUCCAAGCAUGGAUCACUGCCCUGGGUACCGCUUCCAGUGCCGGAACUUUGCCUGUCACCUUUCGUUGCCUGGAAGAAAAUCUGGGGAUUGAUAAGCGUGUGACCAGAUUUGUCCUCCCAGUCGGUGCAACCAUCAACAUGGAUGGGACGGCCCUUUACGAAGCGGUGGCCGCCAUCUUUAUUGCCCAAAUGAACGGUGUUGUCCUGGAUGGAGGCCAGAUUGUGACUGUGAGCCUCACGGCCACGCUGGCGAGCGUAGGCGCAGCCAGUAUCCCCAGUGCCGGCCUAGUCACCAUGCUCCUCAUUCUGACGGCUGUGGGCCUGCCAACGGAGGACAUCAGUCUGCUGGUGGCUGUGGACUGGCUGCUGGACAGGAUGAGAACAUCAGUCAAUGUUGUGGGUGACUCUUUUGGGGCUGGGAUUGUCUAUCACCUCUCCAAGUCUGAGCUGGAUACCAUUGACUCCCAGCACCGAGUGCAUGAAGAUAUUGAAAUGACCAAGACUCAGUCCAUUUAUGAUGACAUGAAGAACCAUAGGGAAAGCAACUCUAACCAGUGUGUCUAUGCUGCCCACAACUCUGUCAUAGUAGAUGAGUGCAAGGUAACUCUGGCAGCCAAUGGAAAGUCAGCUGACUGCAGUGUUGAGGACGAACCUUGGAAACGUGAAAAAUAAGGAUCUGACUCUCAGCAAAUUCUUGAAUAAAGCCCCCAGCAUAUCUUAUGGUAAAAGAGGAUAUAAGCAAGCUUUCUUUAAAAAGGAAAAAAUAAUACAUAUAUUUCUAUAUUUAUCUAAUCUGUUAGCUGAGGCUUAGAGGAUCUGUUGUAAGCCAGUGAUAGGCACAGUGCUCUGUUUUUGCCAAAUAAUGCUUUGUAACCAUUUAUUUUCUCACUUGUAUUAUUGUUUGAAUGGAUGCUGUUGGAGGAACCAGCUUGAAUCGAAGACACCUUCUUGCCAGCUUCCCUUUUCUUUCAAAGUGCAGAACCGUGAAUGCUCUUUUCCCAGAGGACAGGAACAAUGCAGUGUGGUACACUCCAGGGCCUGGGCAUGAUGAGCAGACGUGCGGUGUGUUAGGCCUUCAAGUGUUCUCCACGCUUUGCCUUGUUAUGCACAAGAGAUUCUGUUAGAAGCCUCUAGAAGUAAUUAUCUUUAGAUGUCUUAUAGAGUUUGCCCAUGUGUUGAUUAAAAGCAAGUACCUGUCUUAGGGAACUUAGACAAUUUGUGUUCUGUCUACUCCAUAAGCUCAGUGUUUCCAAGAGAGUUGCACUGGGAGCCAUACUCUUAAAGGUCACUGAUUAUGGAAGCCACUGAGUGUCUGCUCUACCCAAUCUAGAUGGAGGAAAAAUUAUUGAAGUUGCAAAGUGUGUUUCAUAAUUUGCUCUAAAUGUGAUAAUGGAUUAAGAUGUAAUUUGCGUAUACCCACUGUAUAUACUGACAAUAGUCAGGAAGCACAGUCAACAUAAAUUUUAACCAGAUUCAAAUACAAAGUCUUUUAUGUUUGGUUUGUAUCCACCCAACAUAGUGAAACCAACAGAGAUUAUUUGAUCUAUGCUUCACUUUAUUUGUUUCACCCAUAAAAUUCUUGUUUAGGUUUCUAGUGAAAAAGACAAUUUUAAUCCCCAAAUUAUUUCAAUCAUAUUCUCAUCAAACUAGAAAACCUAAUCAUUACAUUCUCCUAAUAUGUGGAGAACAGUUGUGUUGGCUGUGCCUCUUUGAAUAUCAUCUCUUGAUAUAAACAAAACAUUGUCAUUUAUCUAACAUGUAGAAAGCUUUUCGUUAUAUUAUAUCAAAGCACAUAAAGGCAGCUACAGGACACAGUUGGAAGCAGAGCCAAUCUUCCUCCCCAGUCUUCUCUGUGGAACAGAACAGAAAACAAAGUGCAAAACCCUAUAAAGGUGGAAAACCCUAUAAAGGUAAAAUCAGGGCAGCCAUGAGCCAUGAUGCGGGAACAAGGAUGGCUCUACACAACAUCACAGAUGGAGUCUUUUCAAGGCUAUGAAAGUCUAAGGGAAUAAAUACUGGAACCGGCGUAGCACAGUGCCAUGUAUGCUGCAGGCACCCAACGGAUCCUAAUUUUUCAACAAGCUAAAUUUUUCAUAUGUCUCUACUAACAUUUUCUCUUGAAUAACCCACAGCAUUUUCCUAGGAUUGCUGGCUUUGGGAAUUUGCUGAGGAUUUGAACAUGAAUCAUUGAGAAAUAAGCAUAUUUGACCCUAAGGAGUAUGCAGAAUCUUGGCCCGCGGCGUGGGAGUACAGUGGUCAUCUGAGGCCAACUGAUGGAGGCUGAGAUAUUCAUGAAUAGUCAUUGGGUCCAAAUUCUCUAGAGAGAGGGUGUUUAUGGACAUCACAUACACUUUAUUACCUAUUCCUGAUGACUUUUUGCUUUCAAUCAGACACCUUUGGAACAUACAAGAGACAUGAGGUUUUGACUGUUUUUCUUUUAAACCCUAGAUAUUUUGUAUAAGGAUUACUAUUGAGCAGUAUUAAGCAAACUUUUGCUUUUUAAAAAUGUCAUUGGUCUUCAUUUUCAUCAGAUAGAUAAUUAACAGGAUGGCCGAGGAUGUGCUGGAAUGUAAUAGUGGAAAAUGCAUCCUUUAUAGCAGACGUUGUGGGUCAAGGGGCAAGUUUCCAGAUUUAGCUGUGAAACUGUUAAGGAUUAUCUUUAAGUGGUGCUCCCAAGAGCUUUUUUUUCAUGAGGAGAAGGAUCUAGGCAAGGCGUAUAGGAGCUUGUGGGUUUUGCUGUUUAAAUCCAGUUUAGCAUGUGUGCACACUAACAUGUUUCUCCAAGGACUGGUCUCAGAAUUGUCUUCCCAAGACUCUGCCUAAAUGUCUUCCUGGCUUGCUUUGACUUUGCUUUUUCUUUGUUAUCCAGUUAGCCUAUAAACAUACCAGGGGACAAAGUGUUCGUAAGAAACAAGGUGCACAGCUUAACAAAGCAGGUUUUUCUGGUUUGAGACUGGAUGCAAGAAGUUUCAGGAGAAUAUACUCAGGAAAUCACAUUUUUCUGAAAUUCAACAAGUCAUAUUAAAAAUAAACAAUUUCUCAAAUUCAGGAUUAACCCAAAAAUCCAGGAUGUAUGUAGAGCUGGCAUAUGAUUGUGUCCUCUGUUUCUUUUAGGCCUCAUUUAUGCUUCUCAUGCCAUGCCCAUUGGGGUUUUUCUCGCCCAGAAUAUGUGCCAUAAACAGAACAAAUAGAUGCUGAGUAUACUUCUAACAACCUUUUUCUAAGUAGGGUAUGUAUAACCUGUCAGUUAUAUGCAUAGAUUUAUAUUGGUAGAUCCAAGACAGAUAUGAAUGCUUAUAAAAUCUCAUUAAUAUUUGAUGAUCCAUAAAUGUCACAUUUAUAUACAGACACAGCAGGCCGGAUACACUACUGCAUCAUGUAAAGUCUGUAAGUCAGGGCUUUGGCAAGACCAUUUUGUAGCCUCAUUCACUUUUUUUAAGAAUCAGAAUCAUUUCAAGAGAAAACCAACCAAGUAGACUUUAAUCCUUCCCUUUCUCAUUUCUGUCCUUGGAAACCCUGGAAUCAUCAUUUGAUUACCUACUGUAAUCCAAUUACUCAAAUCCUAUCAGUGAGAAAAAGGUUCAUCUCCCAAAGCAAGGCUUUGCCUUAGAUCUUUGAGGACAUGCCCCCCAUGCAGUGAGCAUCAGUGAAGCAAGGCAACCAUCUAGAUCACACAGAUCCUCAAUAUAGGACUUCUGGUGCUGAGAUCUGAAGCAAGUAGAUGUCAGAUUUAAUUCUCUACUUCCUACUGGGUGUGGAAACACAGUCUUAUUGCUUACAGAAGUUACCAUGUUCCUUAAGAGACAAAUACUUCAACUACUGAUCAGCCGACAGAGAGUGCCAAAAUGCCUACCUCCUGGACUUAGAUCUGUGGACGCUGAGAAAGGCUCAGGGGAAAUUCAGUUUAUGGGGGGAUGUACUCCUGGUAGAUAAUCUCAGGAAUCCCAAUGACAUGUUGAACAGAGGGUCUCAGGUCAUUUCCACUCGUGCAUUGAGAUGUGUGUAAUUUGCAAGUAUGUCUAGUCAAGAAGCCCUGUGGAGUUGGGUAACUCAUCUACUGCACCCCUAAAAGGAAACCCAAUCCUGCCGUGGUUUUGCAAAUACCACUGCUUGCAAUAGCAAAAGUUAUGGUAUCAUAUUUCACUUUUGUUAGGAUCAAGGUUUUUUUUUUCUGUACUAUGUUUUCCCAUGAAAUACAGCAGUAAAUAGGUAUGCAUGCGCUCAGUGAGAAUUCUCCAUAGUUUGGACUGUUGAUGAACAAGUCUCAGCAGCCCUUGCCUGGUCUGAUGACUAAAAGUGCUCAGCAGUCACACCCAGUGGCUUUCCCACUCUGCUGCUCUUUCCCUCUUGGGGCCAUAAAGUUGUCUGGGUUGCUGGUUUUGUUUUGCUUAUUCUUAACUGAAUUCAUUCCAAAACAAGGAAAAGGACCAAAUGGGAUUUUUCAGUUAUUAUAACACUUGCUCUUUGGAUAAGAAUAUUAGAGAUUGGGAACCUCAAAAGAUUAAGUUUAAGCAAAGGGCCUGAAGGAAUUCUGAAGAGAGAGUCAGACAUCUGGUUGUUGGAGAAGAUUAACGGCCUCAGUAUCCGUGGUGAUUCUGGCUACAAUCUAGAAGGGCCGCUGAGGGCCAACCCAGACAGGUUGCGCUCUAGGCAGAUUGUUCUCCUUGGGUGAAGUGAAGUCAGAACUGCUCAUGCAACAGUUGCUUCUGAUUUUCCCCAAAGGAAAACCCAGCUUCAUAUUCUUCCCCUCCUUUCUUCUUAUGCCACUUAUCAUUGUUGCUGCUUAAAAGAAAAUUUAGUAACCAUAUGAGUUAGGACAAGGGUUGGUCUUAGAAUAGAUGGCAUGGAAUUGUAAUUGAAUAGUAUUUCAUUUCAUAGUGUAACAGAGCUAAUUCAGGUAAUGACGUAUAAAUGAUGAGAACUAACACAAUUGGAUAAAGGAAACAUUUGACUUAGACCCUGCCAAUUUUUACCUGAAUAACUUAUUCAAGUCAUUUUAUGCCAAGCCUUAUUCCUUUCCAUAUGCAAAAUGAGGGGAUUGGAUUAAAAAUCCCCUUCCAGCCCCAAGAAUCCAUUAUAUGAUCUCUGCUUAAUUUCUUCUUUGAUAAGAUGCUUACUAAUACAAAUUAUUAUCUUCACUAUAUCUUCAGUCAGAGGGGCCCACAGUAAUCAAUAAUCAAUUUACAUUUUUCUCAUCCCCUUUGGGGAAAGUCAAAUGCAAGCCUCUCUCCACUUGGUAUUUUACAACAGGCUUGGAAGAUAGCCAUGUUAAUCCACAGUUUGGUGUUUUGGAAUAAAAACAGACAUCCUAUUAUAAAACUGCCCUUUCCCUAACUCACUGUCCUAGUAGAAGUAGCGAUUCAACUCAAGAGAAAAAUGCUACCAGAGUCACCAGGAGGGUCUGGAUAAGUCCCCAACCCCCCUCAAGGUUUUGCAUCACCCCUGCUAUAGCAACAGAGCUCACUCUGAAUACCCACAACACGGUGUUACCCACACAGUCCUUACUGCCGACCCAGUGUGGGGAUUUGGGAGCUUUUGGCAAAUAAACUUGAACAUUCUUAUGAAAUAUACAGCAAGACUUACACAAUAGCAGCAACUGUCUGUAAAUACCUUCCCUCUCUGCCUGUAAACAGACAUCCAUGCAUGCAUGAACCUGGGCCAAGUCCUUUCUCUGGAGAGAGAUGCAGGGAUACUUGAUUACAUUCAUUUACACACAUUGUUCUAGGUUUGCAUCACACCACAGGUAGAGAAGCUCUGUCUUAUAAGAAUGGAGUUGUGCUGGCUAUCACUGCCCUCUUCAAUGCCUGAGGAGUAUUUAGGAUGGGUAAAACGCAUGGUCCAUCUGCAGUGGGCACCCUACCAACCCAUGGCCUUUGAGCAACUUCUUGCACUUUCUGGUAUGGCUGCAAUGGGCCACCACUUACAUCCUUGCCCUUUGCCUCUGCUAAAUAUGGAGUAGGCUGGUAUUUUUUGCAUAGUGACAACUUUAUUGCCAGAGAAGACUUCAGGUCUAGAUUUGGGAGAGCAAGAUAGAAACCCAGGACUAAUAGGAUUGCGUUAGUUUUUUUUUUUUUUUAAAUUUUUAGUGCAGAAGAACUGAUGCAAGAGCAGCAGGAAAAAGACUAAUUCUCAAAUGACCCAUAUAAGAACCUACAGAAAAGUAAGAGAAGCCUCCAAGUUCUUAUUUUGUUCAUUCUAAAUAAUAUCCUGAAUAACUACUGAUGAGAUUUUUCUAUGUCCAGCCUUACUUCACCUCCCUACCUUCAGACCAAGUAUUCAUUUUUGUAUUUAAAAAAGCCCUUCAGAUUUAAAAAAGCCCUUUCUUGCUGAAAAUACACCCUGCUACAGGAGCAGACCCCGCUGCUUUGCAGUCAGCAUUGGACCUAGAGCAUGCAUAGCGACAGGGCUCCGGUAGCUGUGGAGACAUCCUCAGUCCCUGGGUACCUGUUAGAACAUAAGAGCCAACUGUUAGUCUUGUCAUCACCCCCCCGUGGAGAUGGGGAUGAUGCAGUCAGAAUCUUGCUCCUUCUGGGGCUCUGUUUCUUUUCAUGGCAACCAUUAGCAUUCCUGGAAACGGUCUACUACCUUUGGUAGGAGAGAAAUGCACACACUAGCCAAGGAAGUUGGUGUAGCACAUCUCUGAGGUUUCUCCCCUGUAAAGCGAAUUCUUGGAGAUGUAUGAUUAGAAAGCUGGCACUCAGGUUGCAUAAUACUUCAGGAGAGUAAUUUUCCUUACUAGGAAGUCAACCUUUGGCAUACAGAUCUUUCCAUAAAUCACCUUAACUCUCCCUCUCCCUCUCUCCCCUGGGAAACCUCAGCAUUACAUCUCCACAUUGCACAAAACAGAUCAGAUUAUCUGGUCACUAUAGAGAUUUGUAUAUAGAAAACUACUUUUGUGAGGAUUUUUGUAUAUUGUUUUUCUAUUUGUUUUCUAUGGCUUGAGGGAAGAGCUGGCAAACUGUGAAUCUAAUCUGAUCCUGCUGCCAGCAGAUAUAUUUUGUUUUCCUGGUAAGAAUCUGUGUUACCAGGGACAAAUAUUGCCCUCUGAUCAGUAUUGCACCCCAAAUUCAUAAAUUCCUCCAGUCUAAUCUUACAUUCUCUUUAAAACAAAUCUCUAGGCUUCUUUGCUAUUAUUUAUAAACAUGAGAAAAUGUAUUUAUAGUCCUGAAUAUUACAUGUUUAAUAUUGAUUUAAACUUUAAUAAUGUUAUAGGUUUGUAUCUAUUCUUCAUAAAUCUUUAAGAACUCAGUGCAGACUGAAUCAAUCUAUUUAGUAUCUGUAAUUUUGCAGACAGAUAUUUUCUUAUGGUAUUUUCUAUAUAACCACAUAUGUAGAAUUGUAACUGAUUAGAGCACAAGAAGUUUCUACAGCAGUUUAGAGCUAUCAAUUAUUUCCUGAACAUAAAGCCACAUUUGAAAAAUUUAAGAAUCCUGUCCUCCAUGAUGCAAUGAAAAAAAGACCAUAAAGAAUAAGGAAUCACUUAAAUCCCUUAGCUUGUUAGGAUGUGCAUUUAAACAAUUAGUCUUUUUAACUUGAGGAACGGUGCUGAUUCUCUAUUUUUGACACUAGGCCUUGUUUUUCCAGUUAAGCAUUCUCAAUUUGCAUUUAGCAAAAAGAAGGAAAAUAUAGUGAUAGUAGUGGUAUCACUUCUCUAUCAGAACCUCCCAUGCCUUCCUAAUGAUUUUUGUGAAAAUUGGCUUAGGAGAACUUUGAAUAGCAGAGAUUGAGGGUGAGUGCUAGGAAACAAAUCAGAAUGGAUUUGUUCCAGCUCCUUCUUGCCAAUUGGUAGUAGAUUAUCACAUUGUUAUGUGAAUUGAGCACAUAUUUUUAAGAAAAAGUAGUACUACUACCAGCUAUGAAGCAAUACUCUGUCACUGGGACUGGCAGUGGGGACUUAAAGUCACACUGAAAUUGUUUAGACCCAGCCCAGGUAGAUUCUGUCCUCAGGUGAAUAACAAUCUAUGUAGUUUCCCCAGAAGGCAAACCAAUAGCCACAGCAAAGACAAGAGGGUCUUCCUUCCACCAAACCUUUCUGAUAUGGUUGUACAGCUAGUAUUUUUGCCAUGUUUUUUUAAAAAAUAAUUGCAUAGAAAAUAUACUGGUAUGUAUUUGAACCUGCUUCUCAUUAAGCAAACAUUAGAUAUGCGCUCAACUGGCAAUGACUGUAUUUGUGAUUUUCAAGUACAGAUAGCUGUCAAAGCAUGAAGUUCUUGUGUGUACACAGUAACACUUGGUUCACGCAUGAAGAACAGUGCCUAUGCACUUUGUGUAGCUAUAAUGUAGGUAUCUAUGUGUAAUUUCAGUGAAAUGUUGUAUAGAUGUGUUGUAAUUUAAUUUAAGUGUUAUUUUUGGCUAUUCAUCUAAAUGCAGUAGACAUGUUGAUUGGUGUUUUGGAAACCCUUCUUUUCCAUCUUAGAUACCUGGUAGUGAAUCAUUUAUCCUCUUUCUUAAUGUGAUUUGGGAAUGUAUAUCAGUGGAAAACCUAGAAUUCUUUGUACUGAUGAUUGUUUAAAAGUCUGUGUGUGCCCAACAUCUUUGUAAAUAUGCAAUUCAGAGCAAGAGAGGGUUGGAUGUAUGUCAUCAUGAAAGGCCAUCUGACAUCUGUGUAAUUCAUGGUGAAUGCAACUGUGGAACUUUCAAUUAUUUAGGCUUAGGUAUGUUUAGAAUGAGGACAUUUUUCUGCAAUCUUCCUUUGUUUUGGUGGAUUGGACUCAGAGAAACAAAAGGUUAGUCUGCUUCUGUGCAUGUCAGCAUCAUGACCUUUUUGCCAAGUACAUGAUACUCAAGACUUAAAGGUUCUAAAGAGCCUUGUCUUCUUUCAUUUCUAGAGUCAAGGUACAGGAAAGAUAUUCAUUGACUAACUUCCAUGCAGGCAAAACCUCACAGAAGCACAGUUUUGAUAGUAAAUUGCACAUUUGUCUGUACAGAUAGAGUAUUAGAAGCACAGGAAGGAUCAGUGUACAGCUUUGGGGUUACAGAAAGGCAACUGAUGAAGCAUAUCUCAUAUAUGUGAAGGGAAUGUGGCCUCUACCUAAUAAGCUCUGUGUGCAUGUUUUGAGUGAUUGAAGAUGAGAUUAACUAAUGCAAUUAUACACUUGCCUCCUUAAACACACAUUCUGUCUAAUUAUCACUAAGUGGGACACUGUGGGGUCUAUAGUUCCUAUAACCCCUUUCUCCUGUGCAAGGACAGAGAAGAAUGGCCAUGUGCAUUUGGGAAAGCUGAGUAGCUACUCUCUUUUCACAUGAGAAGUGAAACCUAAGAGAUCCUGUGAGAGCACAAAGCCAUUCAUUUUCAGUGGCUUCUCCAAUUGUUGGAGUGAGGGGAUAUAUAUGGUGGGCAGGCACAUUUUCCCUUGAAGAUGUGCCUUCUUCAAUGCCUGUCAAAUUCAGGGUGGAACUUCCUGAAAAAAACCUAGCCUUUGGGUAGGAUUCUCUUUGAAGAUUCUUGUGUGUCCAGAAUGAAAGAUAAGCAUAAUUGCUUCCCUCACAUUCACAAUCCCCACUGGUCUAAAGUCAUGUAGCAUAGAGCAUCUAUAGCACAUAGUGUUUAAAGACAAAUGAAAUGAAAGAAAGAUAAAAACUUCAAUGAAUUUUGUGGUUGUUUCUUAUAUAUGGUACUAGGAAAUGCCUUUUUGGCAAAGCAUAUUUUGAGUAGUUGAGGUCUUCCCCCCCUCCCUCCACCAUUAGCUUUAUAAGCUUUCUUAUAUUGUGAACUAAUUACUGUAACAUUUCAUGCAUAAAAUAACUGGAUAUUCUUUAUAUACUGGAAAUAAUCUGUGAAUCCAAUAUUUCACUAAGUGUUUUAACAUUUUUGUAUAUAUCUCUCAUCAAUAAAUGUGGAUUCCAAUUUC